Molecule: messenger RNA, 688 nt
Organism: Nicotiana tabacum (common tobacco)
Lineage: Eukaryota; Viridiplantae; Streptophyta; Magnoliopsida; Solanales; Solanaceae
Source: RefSeq, a predicted model, not a curated record
ACGACAAGAAUUAAAGUGACUCCUGACGGGGAGUAUCUCAUUGCGUCAGGUAUUUACCCACCACAAGUUAAAGUUUAUGAGCUGCGGGAGCUGUCAUUAAAGUUCGAAAGGCAUUUGGUGUCAGAGAUCGUUAACUUUCAGGUCUUGGGUGAUGACUACUCAAAAAUGGCAUUUCUUUGUGCUGAUCGUUCUGUAUGCCUCCAUGCAAAAUAUGGAAGUCAUUACAGUUUGCGAAUUCCAAGGAUGGGAAGGGAUAUUGUAUAUGAUUCCUGGUCUUGUGAUUUGCUUUGUGCUGCCUCAUCACCAGAUCUCUACAGAAUAAAUUUGGAGCAGGGACGCUUCCUUUCCUCGCUUAGCACACGAUCCCCGGCACUUAAUGUGGUUUCGCGGAGCAAGGUCCAUGGAUUAGUUGCUUGUGGAGGGGAGGAUGGUGCUCUCGAAUGCUUUGACAUGAGAGCAAGAUCUUCAGUUGGCAGGAUAAAUGCUGUUGCACCUGCUGGGAAUGGGGACCAGGAGGUUACUGCAAUAGAGUUCGACGGAGAUGGAGGUUACCUCAUGGCUGUUGGAAGUAGUGAUGGAAAGGUUCUGAUUUAUGAUUUACGAUCUUCUCAACCUAUGCGGAUAAAGGAUCAUAUGUAAGUUGUUUUGCCAGCUUAUAAUGGUAAAGUAAGUAAAGUGUUGUCGUUAG